AUGGAGCUCGAGAACGCCGUCAAGCUCGUCGACCCCAGCAAAGACGCCCUCUACGACUACUCGGCCUCUGCGCAGAAAGCCAUCAAUGAAGCGCACCCAUGGCGAACCGAUCCCCACUACUUCACCUCUGUCCGCAUCUCGGCCAUUGCCCUCCUCAAGAUGGUCAUGCAUGCGCGAUCAGGCGGUUCCCUUGAAGUCAUGGGCUUGAUGUUGGGCAAGAUUGAAGCACACACGUUUGUCGUAACAGACGCCUUCAGGUUACCCGUCGAAGGCACCGAGACGCGAGUGAAUGCGCAAGACGAAGCAAACGAGUACAUGGUGGAAUUCCUGCAGCGGGCGCGAGAGCAAGGCCAAAUGGAGAACGCCGUGGGUUGGUAUCAUUCACAUCCCGGCUAUGGUUGCUGGCUCUCUGGUAUCGACGUCAAUACGCAAAAGACGCAGCAACAGUUCCAGGACCCCUUCUGCGCCAUCGUCAUCGACCCCGACCGCACUGUGUCUGCAGGCAAGGUUGAGAUUGGCGCUUUCCGCACGUACAAGGACGAGUACGUGGAGAGUACGGCAAAGGCUACCGGGGCCUCCAAGCACACGGGUGGCACUGAUAGCGACGGGUUUGAGACGAUUCCGCUCGGCAAGAUUGAAGACUUUGGUGCGCAUGCUAGUCACUACUACUCUCUUGAAGUCUCGCACUUCAAGUCGUCGCUCGACGCCAAGCUACUCGAGGCACUAUGGAACAAGUACUGGGUCCAGACACUGUCCUCAUCCCCGCUCAUCUCGAACCGCGAAUACGGCACAAAGCAGAUUUCAGAUCUUGCGCGCAAAAUGCAGCAGGAGAACAGCAAUGGCAAGCGCUUCAAGGGCGGACCGACGUAUGCGUCCGGCAACGACACCAAGAAUCAGUUGACCAAGCUAGGCGCGGCGGGAAGCAAGAUUGCGCGCGAAGAGGACAUGGGACUUUUGGCGGCAAAGGUCAAGGAUACCAUUUUCAACCUCGCCAACGGCAAUGGCAGUAGCAAUGGCGAACAAGCCAAGAGCCCAGAGGUGGAAAUGGAGACGUCGUAGGUAGGGUAAUGACUGGAAAGCAUGUCAGGGCGUUUAGGCGUGGGCGCAUAACGGGGUAUAGAAACAUGGAAUGAAUAGGAUGAUA
Messenger RNA from Pyrenophora tritici-repentis Pt-1C-BFP, 1144 nucleotides. The record is from RefSeq and is a predicted model, not a curated record. Lineage: Eukaryota; Fungi; Ascomycota; Dothideomycetes; Pleosporales; Pleosporaceae.